Messenger RNA from Sphaeroforma arctica JP610, 157 nucleotides. RefSeq lists its product as hypothetical. NCBI's taxonomy places the organism in Eukaryota, Ichthyosporea, Ichthyophonida. The annotation marks the transcript as partial. The record is from RefSeq and is a predicted model, not a curated record. The transcript has a single exon. Gene Ontology annotation, molecular function: protein binding.
AUGUCACAAGAGCAAAAGGCUGAGCAGUUCAUUGCUCAGGCCGAGAAGACCCUUCAGAAAAGUGGCCUCAUGUCAAUGUUCUCUGGAGGCAACAAGAAGGAUGAUGCCGCAGAACUAUAUACCAAGGCCGGAAAUGCGUAUAAAAUGGCAAAGAAAU